AUGUCGGUGACAUCUACGGUGGAGAACCACCGGAAAAAUCCUUCAGCGUCGGAGAAAACGCCGGAGGAGAAGAGGAAGAGAAGAUGGGUGUUUUGGGAAAGGAAAUGGAGGAGAUUAGAUUAUUUCAAAUUAACAGCUUCGUUGAUUGUGCAUUCUCUUGCACUUAUGGCUCCAUUUUAUUUCAAAUGGUCGGCUCUUUGGGUUACGUUCUUGUUUUAUACGAUCGGUGGUCUUGGUAUUACGGUGUCGUAUCACCGGAACUUGGCUCAUCGGAGUUUCAAAGUCCCUAAAUGGCUCGAGUAUCUCUUAGCCUAUUGUGCCCUUCUCGCUAUUCAGGGAGAUCCGAUUGAUUGGGUGAGUACUCAUAGAUAUCAUCAUCAAUUUACGGAUUCGGAACGUGAUCCACAUAGUCCUAAAGAAGGUUUUUGGUUUAGCCAUCUUCUAUGGAUAUAUGAUUCUGCCUAUCUUGUUUCCAAGUGUGGAAGAAGAACAAAUGUGGAGGAUUUGAAGAAGCAAUGGUUUUAUAGGUUUCUUCAAAAAACUGUGUUUUUUCACAUUCUAGGACUUGGUCUCUUCCUCUUCUAUCUUGGUGGCAUGCCCUUCGUUACUUGGGGAAUGGGUGUUGGAGCAGCGUUGGAAGUGCACGUGACAUGCCUCAUAAACUCACUUUGCCAUAUUUGGGGUUCUCGAACUUGGAAGACCAAUGACACAUCUCGUAAUGUUUGGUGGUUAUCGGUGUUUUCAUUUGGAGAGAGUUGGCACAACAACCACCAUGCGUUCGAGUCCUCGGCUAGGCAAGGACUCGAAUGGUGGCAAAUCGACAUUUCGUGGUACAUUGUUCGGUUUUUUCAAAUUAUCGGUUUGGCCUAUGAUGUGAAACUACCUACGGAAUCUCAACGACGUCGUAUGGCUAUCGUUCGUUGA
Messenger RNA from Arabis nemorensis, 924 nucleotides. The record is from the annotation of a GenBank genome assembly. Lineage: Eukaryota; Viridiplantae; Streptophyta; Magnoliopsida; Brassicales; Brassicaceae.